AUGUCCACUUCAACUUCAGGUUGGUCAAGUCAAGUGCAAUGGGGACUGACUGAGCGCCAGAGGAAUGGCCCUCUCACUGCGGCCAAACGUGUCUCAAACACAUGUCAAUACGAACAAUUUCGACACAUUUUGCCUGGUUUCGGGAAAAAUACUAUCGGCCCAGUUUUUUUCUGUGAACCUUGGGAGGAAUGUCAAUCUUUCCUAUAGACAGAUAACAUCUGAGAAAUUUCCGUUCAAACAGAAUUCUUCCUACAAAAAGUAACUUCUUGCUAAGGAUAAAGGAUUUUGGGUAUAUAAAAUGGUUUUUUGAUAGGUGGGAUCGAUACCGACGUGUACUGAGUGAAUUUUGUCCAAGAGAUAAGCAUUUUCGAUCACAAGCUGUCAACAAAUAAAUUAAAAGUAGAAAAAACUUUUUUCAUUAACCUAUAUUAAUAAGCUCUAUGUUUUCUUUUGUUAUUUUUUUGAUUCAAAAUGAAGCAAUUUGUGGAAAAACUGAUAAGAAUCGAAAUAAAAUAUUCAGGAACCCUGUUCAUGUUCAUCAACAAGAUAUGAAGCCGUCUCUAUAGUUUGCGACAAAGGAGAGUCCCUUUCUUCGGUUCUCGUAGCCCUUUCUCAUCCUCCAGCAGUCAUCGACAGCCUAGUCAUCAGCAACACACCAAUCGACCAGGUGAGAUUAAAAUCAUUCCGAGAAAAAAUGUCAAAAUUUUCAGCUGCCUGACUACGUUUUCCAAGGAUUCCACAUCAAAAAGCUGAUCCUUCGAAACAAUGGACUUCGCCAAAUUCAUCCUAGAACAUUCUCAGGAACACUUGAAAACGUGCUAGAGGAGCUUGAAAUCAAAGGGAAACUAUCUUGAUAACAUUCCACAAGAUGGUGUCUCCACGUUGCGAAACCUUCGAACUCUCUCGUUGACAGGUUUUUUCGAGAUGAUUUGACUUUAAAAAAAUUGGAUUCUCAGACAAUUUGAUCGAGUAUGUUUCGGACAACGCAUUUCUAUCUUAUCACAGUAGAGAAACUAUCGAGAGGCUUGAUCUGAGCGCCAAUAACUUGACUGCCAUCCACCCAACGGGCCUUCUAGGCCUCGAGAAACUUUCGCAGCUGUCUCUUGACAAGAACUUGUUCCAAAAUAUUCCGUCGGAAGCGCUUGCGAAUGUCCCAUCACUCGAAGAUCUGAGCUUGGGUGUGAAUCAAAUUAUUUCCGUACCUCAGAACUCCCUGCCUCUUCCAAACUUGAAAUCAUUGAGUCUUGAAGUAAACCAGGUUGGGUUUUUUGUAUGAAAAGAACUUCAGCCAUGGUUUUUUUUCAGAUCAGACACAUUCCAUCGGACAGUUUUCAAUCACUUCCGAGUCUGACCUACUUAUAUCUUGGAAAUAACCUGCUCACUUCUAUCGAUCCUUCAAUUUUCUAUCACACGAACAACUUGAAAGUUCUUUCGAUGGGGAACAACAAGGACAUCACAACCAUUCAGUCCAACUGUAAGAAGAAAAACCUAGCCCAAAUGAUCAAAUACCUCAGCUUUCCAAUUUGUACCAAAUUUGAUUCGACUAGAACUCAGCGAUUGUUCUCUCACUACCAUUGAGACUGGAGCUUUGCGAAAAGCCAACAAUUUGCAAGUCGUCAUUCUGUCUCGAAAUCAGAUUACACAGUAAAAAAAAAAUCUUUUCUGUCUAAAAAUGAUUAAAUUCCAGUAUUUCUCAUGAUACUUUCUCAAACUUGCCGCAAGCUGCUUACAUCGAUUUGAGCAACAAUGCGGUAAGAGGAUUCAAAGUAUUGAAACUGAAAAAUGAACUUCAGAUCACUAGGAUAGAAGAUUUCGCAUUCAGCCAACUUCCGAUGUUAACGACCUUAGAUUUGGGUAGCAAUAGGCUUGAGACUCUUCCGGAAAAUAUGAUCUACGACUCCUUACUGCCGAAACCGCCAUCUGUCACCCGCAAACUUCUACUCCAAAGUUAGAAAUGUCUAGUCCUUUGAGAAAGUCGUUCUUGUUUUCAGACAAUCCUUGGAGAUGCGACAAAGAUCUAAUGUGGUUGCGAAAAUGGCUUCGCGAUAAUGGAGACGUCGUUAUCUCGACGAUGAGCGGACUUACCGCCAGGUAAGCUUCUCAACUAGAACAAAGAAAAAGUCCGCUAGUCAAUUGAAUCUCCAGAAUAUUAAUGAGAGCCUUUAAUAUUCUAAUGAUAGAGGUUUUGAAGGUGUUGGACGCCGGCACACUUGAAUGGCCUCGACCUGCGCCAAACAGACCCCGCAGCCCCACAAUCCGUCAAGAUAGGAGAACAAAUGCGGAAAAUCUUGAAAGUAUGAUCUCAAAAGUUAUGAGUUAUGAAAUAACUUUUUAGCCGGCUGAAACGCUUCUUAUUCCAGUUCGAUCGGAUUUUGAGCCAGAUGCUCCUAGAGCACAUACAAAUGUGAAUGGGAUCAGUCUGGUCGGACUUGUUCUAGGUUUGUUAGAAUACUUAUUAAAAAAAACAUGAAAUCUGUCUCGAGGGCCCAGAAAAGCUUAUCAUAUUUCAUUUUUUUUAACCGGUUGCAUGUGAAAGAAAUUAAUACAAAAGAAUAUUGAAACGUUAAAAAUUUUUUAAAAAUGGAAGAGCAUAUUCCGCAUUUAUCUAUAGAUGAUCUGCAUACCGCAUAUAUCUGUAGAUGACCCCAAAAACUCUUUUGAAUUUUUUUCAGGUAUCGUUUUGUCCGUUUUUGUUCUUUGCUUGGUGCUUCUACUUGUGAUCCGAUGCGUGAUGAAGGCCUACGAAGAGAAAUCUUCCGGAAGCAACUUUGGAUCUUCGGUUUCUUCCACCGGCUACAUGGGCUCGGCGUACAGCGGAACAGGAAUUCUCAGUUCAAACGAAGCCAGAGCCCGGCGCUCCACAACCAACAGCAACAUCUACCUCAAUCGUCCCCGUUAUUGGUGGUUCUAGCCCUGUUUCAUCCUCAAACUCGUAUAUAACUCCCUCUUUUCUCCGAAGCAGUGCUUCAAAAACAUUUUUGACCAAGUUCAUACUUAUUCCCGUUCUCUAUCCUAGCCAUGACGACCUGCAUCGGUGUUAUGCAAAAGAGUUUAAAGCCUCGAACCGAGGUUACUCAGAUCUCACAAUUGAUUGUCAUUGUUUUCUCAAGUUUUUUUCCUUCUUUUUAUUUUUUUGUGUAUUUUUUUCUCAUUCGUGAAUCACGACUUCUUGUGCAUUUGAAUAAAAUAUAAAAUUGUCGUCUCAGCGAGAAAGUUUUCUAAUUUUUCUCAAAAGACUAAUUGAAGGACAUUGAAAUAAAAAAAUUAAAUUAUCAUUACGCAUUUUUCUUUUUUUGAGCUUUGAAUUUUUUUCAGAAUUAAUACUUACAAAAAAAUGACCUUGUAUAGUCCAUUUAAAUGACGAGUCGUCAAAACUCAAGGGCCUUCCGGAGAAAAAGUCACUACGCUUUUACUAUCGGGUUGGUAAGGGGUUGAUUAGGUUUUUUUUAGGAAGCCGAAGACUUGUUUUACCGGUGAAAAAAGUUCCUGGUUCAAAGUCGAAGUUUCUUCGAAGAUAUGAUUUUUCAAAUCUCAAGAGAAAAAUAUUCAUUUUCACGAUUUUUGGUUUUUUGCUCUCAAAUUGGGUCUGACUCGAGCAAAUGAGAUCUUUAUUUAAGAAAGAGUUAUUGCGCAGCUAUUUAAAAUCUGUGCGAAGUUUCAAGUCAUUUGAGCCACUUUCAGAGAAGUUAUGCUCGAAUAGCCACUUUGAAAUACCUUUAUGGCCAGUACUGUAUGUUUUCAGAAGCCAUAUAAAAGAGAAUCAUUAGUUCGAACAAAAUCAAGCUUCAAGUUGUAAGUUCUCAACUUUCUUUUAAAUUUUAAGCUUUCAUCUUUUCAAAACCAAAAGAAGAAGAGAGCCGAAAUUUCUAAUCAAGAAUGGUUCAAGUCAUUCGCUUCAAAAGCCAUUCCAGGAACUCAAGAGAAACCACACCAAAACCUCUUGGAAUGAACUUUGACUUUUUUGCAUCGUUAAACAAUGUCCUGAAAGGUCGUAUCAGAAAUCAGUGGCGGCGACGGCGGGUCAGUUACUGUUCACAGUAGCCGGUUGGCCAGAACGGCCAAACGAGAUAUAUACGGCUAGCGCCGACUGGGACGAGGAGUGCGAUUAAAGAGGAAAAGACAAGGCGACUGCGGAGAGGCCUGUUGCGUCGGCUGCGUUGACCUGGAUGAGAAUGACCAGUCGUCGGCGCUGUCCUCCGCAGUCAUGCGCGUGCCGUCGCCGCAAGCUCUGCUCAUCGGCUUCCUUAUCUGCUCCAUCGAACUCGUUGCCUCUUGCCCUCAGCCGGUUGCUCAGGUCUCGUUGACUUUGUUUUCCUAAUCGAAUAGGUAUUUUAUUAAUCAUUCCAGUUCAAAAAGUCAUAGAAGUGUAUCAAAAAAAUAGAUAAAUAAAAGUUCUGUUGCUCGCAAAUCUGGUUUUUUUCAUAUGAAUUUUUGCGAAAUCUUCUGUAAGAAGUCAGGAACGAAUAACCUUCUAUUUCGGCUGAAGAGAAAACCGGAAUUCAAAUUGUAGAAAGAUUUUGAGUUGACCUUAGGAAAAUUAUGAUGUUUUUCUUAAGAAAACUAAAAAGUAAAUUUUGAUUAAAUCAAAGCCUCAAAACUCCGUUUAAGAAUUUGAAAGUACAUAUUUUUAAAAAAAAGGUUUUUUUAAUUCUUUGAAAAUCUGAAUUAUUUUUUUGCAUUUUUUUCGAAUUUCAUUAAGCGGGAAUAGAAACAAAACCAUCAGGUCUUUCAUUUUUUUCACAAUCUUUUUCAGGUUUGUCAAUGCGCGGACCUUCACAAUGGCGUUAUCCUCGACUGCUCCAAUGCAGAAGCUCAACAAACGCUUCAAAUUCUACGAACUAAUCAGGCUCUGCUAGGCCUUAUCCAAUCACUGACGAUGAGAAACGCCCAAUUAAAAACUAUCAGCCCAUCACUAUUUUCUGGACUCUAUAUUAAAAAACUCGACCUCUCAUAUAAUAACAUCCAUGAAGUUGAUGAUCAUGCCUUUGAUGGUCUCAGCUCAGUCCUUCAAGAGCUCAUUCUUCAUCACAACAACAUCACUAAAGUCAGUUAGGCUUAAAAAUAAGAGAAUUUUAAAAUAAACGUUUUCAGCUUCCUGUAAAAGCGUUAGGAAGUCUUCCGAUGCUUUUGAGUCUUGAUAUUUCAAACAACACGAUUCCUGAGAUUGGAGAGUCUGAUAUCCUCCCAACUAUGCCAAAGGCAAGUUACUUUGUCAUUCUAUAAAACUUUUGAAAUUAGUCAUUCUGAAUUGCCAAUCUUUGAAAAAAAUUUUUAGCGAAAAUAGACUUUUUCAGCUCUAUGAUAUCAAUUUGGGAAGUAAUCUGAUCAACAACGUCCACACCAACACUUUCCAAAACAUUCGCGGCUCGAUCCAAACCAUUAAUCUUGGCCACAAUAAGUUGAACGCCGUACCAUCAUCAGGUUUGUUUCCCACGAAAUUUCUGCAUGAUUUAAUAUCCCAUUCCGGUUGACCCAAAAAUAAAAAGUGCGUGAUUGUUUGCUGAACGCUUCUCAAACAUCUUUGAACUUUCGCCUUCUUGAAAAUCAAACACGCCAAGUCUAGUCAAGGAAAACCAGUUUGAAUUUCAGCAAUCCGUGGGCUCAAACAGCUUCAAUCUCUUCAUCUCCACAGAAAUAACAUCAAGCAAUUGGAAGCGCUGAACUUCCUGAAUCUUCCUGUGCUGAACUUACUGAAUCUGGCUGCGAACCGGAUAACAGAAAUCAACCGUCAAGCUUUUCUGAAUGUACCCAAUCUUCGGUAUCUGUACCUAACGGACAAUCAAAUCGUCAAGCUGCUUCCUCACCAAUUCGCGACAUUUGAUCAGCUGGAGAUGCUCGAUCUCACCAAUAACCUGAUCGACGAGAUUCCAAGCGAAUGUUUCUCGCAGUUGUCUCAACUGAGACAACUCUACUUGGGAAAUAAUCGCAUCAAGGGAAUCGGACAGAACGCUUUCAUCAACAGUACUAUCGUCGUGUUGGUUUUAUCAGGAAAUCAAUUGACAACAGUGCCAGAAGGAGUAGUGACAGGACUGAGCAAUUUGCAACAACUCUCGCUCAAAGCAAACCAGGUUCAGUUUUACAUUAUCUUAUUCUCGAACCUUUUAUCGCCUUGAAAACUCAUUAAGACAGCGUUAGAAUUAAUCACCCGUGAGUGAGACAGACACAAAAGAACAAAGAAAGACUUAGGCCCAUCGGCCCUCGAUAUUCAAGGUGAAGGUCAAGAACAGAACUCAUACUUGACUGUGUAUAAGGUAUUUCUAUUUUCAGAUCAAGGAGAUUCACCAAAAUGCGUUCUACAACGCCCCUUCAUUGGUUAUGAUCGACCUGAGCAACAAUCAGCUCCAAGAUAUUGCUCCAUCGACAUUUUUGGCUCAGUUGAACCUGCUUCUCAUUGAUCUGACUGCCAAUAAAAUCGUCCGAACCCCUUAUGCCGCCUUCAACCGACGAGUCGGAACUGUUCUUCUCAAAGGUGAGAAUCAUGUCAAGAGCGUUCAAAAAAUUUCUUUCAGAAAACCCACUUGUCUGCACCGAAAAGAUACAUAUGCUACAGGAUGGAACAGGAAUAAACAUCCAGGAUAGUGAGGAUAUUGUCUGUGGUGGCACGCCAAAACCUAAGCUUGUUCCAACAACUCCUUCACCUGUCCAGGUGACUAUUUUUCAGGAAAGUGGACUUGCAAAGUGAACUUUAGAUGCGUAAAAUGUCGCCGAAAAAAGCAAUUAUACAGCCGCUAUCAGAAACGUCGGUUUCACCAUCAGGUGCUUUCCAACAAGCUGGACUCGUGCCAGGUCUUGGACAACUGCCAGAAGCUCCUCUCACGUCGAUCCGCAGAACUCCAUCCAGGUUCCCUGUCCAUGAACUGAAUUGAGGGAAAUCUUUCAUUCAGAUUCAUCCAAGACUCAGCCGCUCCUCGAUUAUCCACCUCUGAAGUUCCUGAAUCGGAGCAAUUACCUUCACUUGAAAACGUCGAAAUUCCUAGUCUUGAUGGUCUUACACCGGAGAUGAAACCGAUUGAGCCAAUACCUUCAUAUUUGCCGGUAUCUGACACAGAUUUUUCAACAAAAUUUGGAUCAAAUUCAGACACGAAAUGAACCAAUCACGACAACCUUGGGACCGCGACUUUACACGGACAUCGCUGACAACCCCAACCUUAUUCAUCCAUUCCCCGUGCCCUUCCUGAAACGAGGACCUCAGCUAAAUCAGUCAUCCCGAGUGAAAAGUUCUGAAACAGAAGUGAAACCUGUCGAAGUUCACACACUCCCUCCAUCCAUUUUGAUCGAGCCUGGAAGCACUCCAAAGUGAGUUCUAGAUGAGAUAGAAAGCCUAUCGAUAAUUGGUAGAUUCAAUACGACUCAACAAGAGGAAACUGAACGGUUCGAAGAAUUCGCAUUGAAGUCACAAGCUAAAGAAGUGAGUUUGAUAACUGAAAGGUCAUACUAUUUCAUUUUAUUUUCAGAUUGAUGAACCAUUCUCUCCCAAGCAACAGACGUCGAAAUUCUCUUUCCCGACGACGAUCGUUAUGAUCUGUGUUGGAACAGCAUUGGUUGUAAUGGUCGCAGUCAGCGUUGGACUUUGUGUCAGCAGACAUCGGUCAGUUCAAAAAAAUUUGUUUCUGCUGGAAUAAGCUUCUUGAAAAAAAUUUUUAAAAAAACAUAAAUUUUUUUGUCGUUAUUAUUAAAGUGAAAAUAUUCGAAAGAGAAGCUUUUUUUGGUUCUACUGAAAUAUCGUGCCGUCUUCGUAAAAUAUAAAAAAAUAGGACCCUUGAAUUUCAGCAAAAUUCUCACAAAAAAAUGGCCAUGAAACUUAUCACUUAUUUCAAGAGAUGAAAUUUAAAAACAUCGGAAGAAAAAAAUUCGUAUAAACCCUUUCAAAAAGAAAAACAUACUUGAAGAGAUUUUUAUUCCCCUACUGUGAAUUGUUUUUUACAGACAUCUCCAACGAUUCGAAUCAAGUUACUCGGAAAGCAGUGUUGCUCGUACAAAUGACUACGUUGCAGCACAAGCAAGAAUGAAUUCGAUCUAUCACACGGCUCAAGAUCCAAGGUAUGACUGAAAAAAGUACUCAAAAAGUUCAAAUCAUUCAAGGCAUUCUCGAUUAAGAUUCUAGAAAUCACAAGGAAAAAAUCUGUAUUUUUCCUUGAUAAAAAAAGACAUGGCUUUUAAAUAUUUUUUCAGGUCGAUUGGCCGAUUUGAAGAAGCUCAGCCGUGGCUUUACAACCCCGGCGCGAACUACUGUAACUACUACAAAUAG
Caenorhabditis auriculariae is the source of this 8248-nucleotide messenger RNA. Lineage: Eukaryota; Metazoa; Nematoda; Chromadorea; Rhabditida; Rhabditidae. The record is from the annotation of a GenBank genome assembly.